Messenger RNA from Fraxinus pennsylvanica, 576 nucleotides. Lineage: Eukaryota; Viridiplantae; Streptophyta; Magnoliopsida; Lamiales; Oleaceae. The record is from the annotation of a GenBank genome assembly.
AUGUCCCUUUUACUCAAUCAUCCACAAGUUUUGAAAAAAGCCAGAGAAGAAAUAGACACUCACGUGGGGUUCAAUCGCUUGGUAGAAGAACAAGAUUUGCCAAAACUGCAAUACCUUCACUGCAUCAUUUUGGAGACUUUAAGAUUAUUCCCGUCAGUUCCCAUGCUCGUACCACACGAAUCAACGGAAGAUUGCAAAGUCGGAGGCUACAAUAUCCCAAAAGGCACCAUGUUAUUGAUCAAUGCAUGGGCAAUUCACAGAGAUCCAACUGUAUGGGACGAUCCCGUGAAUUUUAAACCCGAAAGAUUUGAAAAGAUGGAAGUGGAAACCCAUAAACUGCUGCCAUUUGGGAUGGGAAGAAGAGCGUGUCCCGGGUCGGGUUUGGCGCAACGUAUGAUCGUGUUAGCUUUGAGGUCGUUGAUUCAGUGUUUCGAGUGGGAGAGAAUAAGUGCAGAGAAAAUUGAUCUGAGUGAAGGCCAUGGAAUCACCUUGCCUAAAGCCAAGCCAUUGGAAGCCAUGUGUAGACGUCGGGAUGCUAUGGUCAAUGUUCUUCAGGAACUUGCCUCCAAUGUUUGA